AUGACCGCUCGAGACUCCACCGACAAUGGCCAGGAAAGCAAGAAGUCCCUCUACCAGCGCUACAAGGACGCGAAAGCCAGCAAGCCCAUCCCCGAGCAAGACCUGAAGAAGUACACGGGCAUGACCAGCGACGAGUUGAAGGACUGGGCCAAGGACAGGGACGGCGUCGCGGGCAACCAGGCCGCGGGAAAGAUCAACGCCGGACCCGCGAGUGGUUUUGCUGGCUACGAAGCUGCUCACGGCGUUGGUGGUUGGGGACCGGAUGCCAAGGGCGAGGCAAAGUUCCCCCCACAGCAGUCCAAGGAAUCUAAAGAGUAA
This is a messenger RNA of Diaporthe citri, 318 nucleotides long. RefSeq lists its product as uncharacterized. The record is from RefSeq and is a predicted model, not a curated record. The coding region runs from base 1 to 318 and encodes 105 amino acids. The transcript has a single exon. NCBI's taxonomy places the organism in Eukaryota, Fungi, Ascomycota, Sordariomycetes, Diaporthales, Diaporthaceae.